CAACCGCGUGUAGCGGAAGUCUUUAUGCCGGGGUUUAAAUAACUUUAUUAACACUGGAAAGCAGUAGCAACGCGACCUGAAAUUUAUUGGCUUGGGAGUCGGGACGCGCGGCUCGGAGGCAAGAAAAGCUGUAGUACGAACACGGCCUUGAUGAAAUGAGGACUGCAUUUGCCUCCGGCCGUCUACUCUGCGCGUCUUUUCCGCUGUGGCGGCUGCGCAGGAACGCUGCAAGUUUAGCUUCUAUGCAGGAGGUGAUGAAGCUGCAGGAGAAGAAACGGAGCAGCGUCGUCUUCCCCGCGAGGGACCUGGAGAAGCUCCUGAGCCCCGACAUUGACAGGACCAACUUCAGACUCUUUGAUCCCACCAUUGAGGAAAUUACGGAGGCCGAGAGAUGGUUCAGGCCGUCCGGAAAACACGCCAUUGAUUAUUUCACGUCAGCGGUGAGGAUGGAUCACACUCCCGAGCUGCAGCAACCAGAGGUCUGUUUCAUCGGGAGAAGUAACGUGGGGAAAUCCUCGCUCAUCAAGUCCCUGUUUGCCUUGGUUCCAGGAAUUGAAGUGAAAGUCUCCAAAACCCCAGGCCACACAAAAAAAAUGAACUUCUUCAAAGUGGGAAAAGCCUUCACCCUGGUGGACAUGCCAGGCUACGGGUAUAAAGCCCCGGAGGACUUUGGGGAGAUGGUGGAAGGGUACAUCCAGGAGAGACGCAGCCUAAAAAGGACCUUUUUGCUGGUGGACGGGUCAAUCGGGAUUCAGAAAGCAGAUCUAGUUGCAGUGGAGAUGUGUGAAGAGCUUGGAAUUCCUUAUGUUAUCAUCAUGACAAAGAUCGACAGAUCCCGGCCCGCUGUCCUGGUCACACAGUUCAUGCAGAUUCAGGACUUCAUCAGGUCUCAGACGUUGGGCUGCUUUCCCGAGCCCUUCUUGGUCAGCUCUCUGCAUUUCUCAGGGAUUCAUCUCCUCAGAUGUUUCGUCGCCCACGUGACGGGAAACCAUCCAAAAGUCAGCUAAGUGACCGCCGUCGUAAUCCCAACCAGUUCUCCAAGAGGAGAGCGUUGCAGAGGAAGCCACAGGCUUGUGGUAGAAGGGGCUCAUGGGCCCGACGUCACUCCCGGAGUAAGGUCUCGUUCACACAUCGCUAUGGUAUGCUGGAUCCCAGAGAAGAGACCAAGAAAACUUUCCUAUAUACUUUUGAUAUCCAUGACCCAAUAAAGUCUGACAACGGCAGAGUGUGGUCCCGGCCGUACUCCAAUGCAGGAGAGUCCUAGGAGGACUGGACGUUUCUGACCAUGGACACAGUAUAUGGACUCCCAAGCCCUCGGUUAGUGGGAGCAGAGACCAAGUGUAUUUAUCAUUACAGAACAUUA
Molecule: messenger RNA, 1363 nt
Organism: Bufo bufo (common toad)
Lineage: Eukaryota; Metazoa; Chordata; Amphibia; Anura; Bufonidae
Gene: GTPBP8
Product: GTP binding protein 8 (putative)
Exons: 7
Coding region: 156-1007 (283 amino acids)
Cellular component (GO): mitochondrion
Molecular function (GO): GTP binding
Source: RefSeq, a predicted model, not a curated record